AUGACACUAAUUAAAUGGUCAAACAAUAACAAACCUGGAAAGCUGAUAACAAAGAUUGCUGUUGGAGGCACCACCACAGAAGAAAUACAAUUGUUGGACAAUACAUUUACACAUAAGGGCAAAAAAGAAAUGACACAAGUAUAUUUAGAGUGGUGCAAAUUCAUACAUGAAACUAUAAUCUACCAAUGCUGCCAUAAAUUUCUAAAGUAUUUCCUUGAGAAAAGAGGAACUCAAGUAAAAAACAAAGUGAAACCGCGAGUCAGACUUAUUCAGAAAGCAUCAGAUUCUGGAGGUUUUCAAGUGAGCUGUUUGGCGACUGGGUUUUACCCUCGUCACAUCAACCUGACCCUGUUGAGAGAUGGACAGCCUGUAUCUGAUCAUGAGGUCACUGGAGGAGAUCUGCUGCCCAAUGGAGACGGGACGUUCCAGAUGAGGAAGAGUCUGGAGAUCAGAGCAGAGGAGAGACAAAAAAACAAAUACACCUGCUCUGCCACACACCUCAGUCUGGACAACAAACUUAUUGUACCUUUAGAUUUUGAUCCUGGAGAACCAUUUAAAUCAGUGAUUCCUGCUGUGUUAAUAGUUUUGUCUCUAGUGUUGGUGUUUAUAACUGGAUUUGUCUUAUUUAAAUGCAGGAAGAGACGAGGUAAGAUUCACUUAAUAACAAAAUAA
This is a messenger RNA of Danio rerio (zebrafish), 672 nucleotides long. NCBI's taxonomy places the organism in Eukaryota, Metazoa, Chordata, Actinopteri, Cypriniformes, Danionidae. The record is from RefSeq and is a predicted model, not a curated record.